Molecule: messenger RNA, 1511 nt
Organism: Onychostruthus taczanowskii (white-rumped snowfinch)
Lineage: Eukaryota; Metazoa; Chordata; Aves; Passeriformes; Passeridae
Gene: RNGTT
Product: RNA guanylyltransferase and 5'-phosphatase
Exons: 14
Coding region: 78-1511 (477 amino acids)
Biological process (GO): 7-methylguanosine mRNA capping; protein dephosphorylation
Molecular function (GO): protein tyrosine/serine/threonine phosphatase activity; mRNA guanylyltransferase activity; mRNA 5'-triphosphate monophosphatase activity
Source: RefSeq, a predicted model, not a curated record
ACAAGAUCCCGCCGCGCUGGCUCCACUGCCCCAGGAGGGGACAGCCCGUGGCAGGGAAGUUUUUACCUUUGAAGACAAUGUUAGGACCAAGAUAUGAUGAACAGGUUGCUGAAGAAAAUAGAUUUCACCCGAGUAUGUUAUCCAACUACUUAAAGAGUCUGAAGGUUAAAAUGGGUUUGCUGGUAGACUUGACCAACACCACUAGAUUCUAUGACAGAAAUGAUAUAGAGAAAGAGGGAAUUAAAUAUAUAAAGCUCCAAUGUAAAGGGCAUGGUGAGUGCCCCACACCUGAGAAUACAGAAACAUUUAUCCGUGUAUGCGAACACUUCAGUGAUAAGAAUCCUUCAGAACUUAUAGGUGUCCAUUGUACACAUGGUUUCAAUAGAACUGGAUUUUUGAUCUGUGCCUUUUUGGUUGAGAAGAUGGACUGGAGUAUUGAGGCUGCUGUGGCUACUUUUGCUCAGGCCAGACCUCCAGGUAUUUAUAAAGGUGACUAUUUGAAGGAACUGUUUCGUCGCUAUGGGGAUGAAGAUGAUGCACCAGCACCACCAGAGCUUCCAGAAUGGUGCUUUGAUGAAGAUGAAGAGGAGGAUGAUGAUAAUGGUAAAACUGGAGGCCCAGAAUCAGAACCCGGAUCAUCAAGCUCUUCCUUUGGCAAGAGGAGAAAAGAACGCCUAAAACUGGGUGCAAUUUUCUUGGAAGGAAUAACAGUUAAAUGUGUGACCCAGGUGACAACGCAACCAAAAUUAGGAGGAAUACAGCAAAAAUGUCAGCAGUUCUGUGGAUGGGAAGGGACUGGAUUCCCUGGAGCACAGCCUGUUUCCAUGGACAAGCAAAAUAUUAAAUUUUUGGAGCAGAAGCCAUACAAAGUUAGCUGGAAAGCAGACGGCACCCGGUAUAUGAUGCUGAUUGAUGGCAAGAAUGAAGUUUAUAUGAUUGAUAGAGACAAUUCUAUUUUUCACGUAUCCAACCUGGAAUUUCCGUUUCGUAAAGAUCUUCGCACACAUCUAACAAACACUCUUCUAGACGGGGAAAUGAUCAUCGACAAGGUCAACGGACAGGUUGUUCCUCGGUACUUGAUAUACGACAUUAUUAAGUUUAAUGGACAGCCUGUUGGAGACUGCGAUUUUAAUGUUCGACUUGCAUGUAUAGAGAAAGAGAUUAUAUUUCCACGACAUGAAAAGAUGAAAAGUGGUCUCAUUGACAAAGCUCAGGAACCGUUCAGUGUUCGAAACAAACCAUUUUUUGACAUCUACACUUCCAGAAAGCUCCUGGAAGGAAACUUUGCUAGAGAAGUUAGCCAUGAAGUGGAUGGACUGAUAUUUCAGCCUACAGGAAAAUACAAGCCUGGUCGAUGUGAUGAUAUUUUGAAAUGGAAGCCACCCAGCCUGAACUCAGUUGAUUUUCGUCUAAAGAUAACAAGAAUUGGUGGAGAGGGGCUACUCACCCAGAAUGUUGGUCUUCUUUAUGUUGGAAACUUUGACAGACCGUUUGCACAAAUUAAGGUAUGA